This is a messenger RNA of Prorocentrum cordatum, 1488 nucleotides long. The record is from the annotation of a GenBank genome assembly. Lineage: Eukaryota; Dinophyceae; Prorocentrales; Prorocentraceae.
AGCGAGGGAGAGAUCGAGAGAGAGGGAGAGAGAACGAUCGAUGUAGAGAGAAACCCGCGUCCCGCUUCGGCGUCGGCGGAGGCCUUUGUCGGCGCCUCUUUCGAGGACCCCGCGGACGCUUACCGGAGGCUCUUCGACGACCAGGGCGAGGCCCUGAAGGAGGCCGAGGAGUUCGAGCCGCGCAUCGAGUGGACCAAGGCCACGCUGUCGCGCUACUGUGGCCGCGAGUGGCUGCAGCAGCUCCUGAACACGCUGAACGACGAGCGCGGCCGUUGCGCCGAUGCGGCGGGCGGGGGCAGCGGCGCGUGGCUCUACCUGUUCCCGCGGCUGGCCAGCCAGGCCGAGGUCGUGGACUUCAAGGAGAUCACCGACGCGGCGCAGGCGGGACAGGCGCGCCUGGCGCGCUGGCACCAUGGGCAGGCCUGGCUUGACCUGCGGCGGCUGCUGGGUGACGGCGCAGGCGCUCCCGAGUUUGAGUUCCGCGCCUUCCUGUCCCAGGUCGGCAGGCAGCCCACCGGCAUUAACGAGGCGGGGGACCUGGCGGCUGCCCCGUUCGGCGCGUGCCACGCGUACAUCAAGGGCUCCGUCAGGCUCGACCGGCCGCUCGCGCAGCUGAUGCCCCGCGGCAUCCCGCCGCUGCCAGAGGCCGCCGGGGAGCCCUUCAUCCCUCCGCCACCGCAGAAGCCGCCCCCGCCGACGGCGAGCGAGGAGAUGGUGCUGGAGACGCGCAAAAUGGUCGGCCGACUCGCGGUAGAGUUUGCGCGCAUGGCCUGCGACGGUGGCCUCGAGGAGGGCCAGGCCACGGGCCCAGGUGACGAGGUCGGCCCGCACAGCCUGCUGGGGAGGCAGGCCACGCAGCGGUGGAUGCUACUCGAUUGGCUGAAUGGACGGCUGCUACAAGGAGCUGGCGGCCGAGCUCCGCCCGGCCAUCGUGCGCCUGGUGCGGUCGGAGGCGAAGGACGGACCCGCUUGCGGGAUCAGUGGCAACAAGAACGACGCCUUGUAUUCCAGCAUCCGCGAUCUCAUCCUUGGUGCACAUGUUCCGCGGCCUCAACCACGAGGUGCGUGCCCAGAAGCAGAAGAGGGACCGGACGCAAAGUUGUGGCGAAGCCCGCCGCUCACGGGCGAGGCGGACGAUUACGACCCCAGGUUUGGGAAGCCGGCCGACCUCGCGGCGCACCAGGCGCACAGGACUCGACGCUCCAGCGCCUCAUCUUCGAGGCAGAGCUUCUGGGCGACUGGGACAGGGCCACCGCGCUGUUCCAGGACAGGCUCGCGCUCGGGCGGAACGUGGAGAAGGGCGAGACUUGGUUCGAGUACGCCCGCUUCCUGAUGCGCUGCGGCCAGCGCCAGCUGGAGGCUGAGAAGGCCCUGCGGUACGCAGUCUCGCUGCGUCCUGUGUCGGAGGGCCCGAGUCUCCCGGAGGCCACGUUCUUGGCAAUGCUGCUGCAGAACCACGACCAGCCGAGCGCCCUGGGUUCAUCUCAG